AUGGCCCACCUGGGAGCCCACUUUGCCUUCAGAUCCCGCAGGCAGAAGACCAAUGAUGAACUCUGUCGACAUAGCAUGUUCUUUAUUCUUCACAAAACCAUUUGCAAUGACUUCUUUCAGAGCUAUCUCUACCUGCUGGAAAAUAUUCCCCUGGUGAAAUUGUAUGCUUUAACAAGUCAAGUCAUCAAUGGUGAGACAGAGGGUAUGAUGGGAAAUUUCAUUGAACUGUCCAACCCAGAUAUCCAGGCCUCUCGGGAAUUUCUUAGGAAAUUUGUUGGGGGGCCUGGGAGAGCUGGGACAGACUGUGCCCUGGAUUGCGGCUCUGGGAUAGGAAGGGUCAACAAGCAUGUCCUGUUGCUGGUUUUCAACACUGUGGAACUGGUGGACAUAAUGGAAUCGUUCCUCCUCGAGGCACAGAACUGCCUGCAGGUCAAAGGGGACAAGGUAGAAAGCUACCACUGCUACAGUCUGCAGGAAUUCACACCCCCACUGGGGAGAUACGAUGUCAUCUGGAUUCAGUGGGUCUCUGGGUACCUGACCGUUAAAGACCUUCUUGCAUUUCUUCCCCGGUGCCGAGAUGGCCUGAAAGAAAACGGCAUCAUCCUACUGAAGGACAAUGUGGCUCGGGAGGGCUGCAUCUUCCAUCUGUCUGACAGCAGUGUGGCUCGGGAUAUGGACGUCCUCCAGAGCCUCAUUAGGAAGAGUGGGCUGGUGGUGCUGGGCCAGGAGAAGCAGGACGGCUCUCCAGAGCAGUGCAUCCCAGUGUGGAUGUUUGCACUGCGUAGCGAUGGACACUCCAGACCAGCAGUGGGAGUGAACGGCGGCAUUGCACAGUAG
Molecule: messenger RNA, 837 nt
Organism: Balaenoptera ricei (Rice's whale)
Lineage: Eukaryota; Metazoa; Chordata; Mammalia; Artiodactyla; Balaenopteridae
Gene: NTMT2
Product: N-terminal Xaa-Pro-Lys N-methyltransferase 2
Biological process (GO): N-terminal protein amino acid methylation
Cellular component (GO): cytoplasm
Molecular function (GO): N-terminal protein N-methyltransferase activity
Source: RefSeq, a predicted model, not a curated record